AUGGCUUUGCUUCCUCAGUUCAACGCUGUUCGCAUUGUUGUGUGGACAUUGCUGACCCUAAGGUGUGUCCAAGGCUUUUACUGGAUUCAAUGGACACCCAAUUACUUCCACCAGGGAGACGAGGUUCUCAUGUACGUCAACAAGGCUGAGUCUGACGAGACGCAGUUGCCAUAUUCAUACUACGACCUGCCCUUCACUUGUCCGCCCACAGACAAGGCCCUUCCUCAGUCUUUGUCGCUAGGAGAAGUUUUGCGUGGUGACAGAAUUUGGGGGUCAGAUUAUCAUCUGUUUUUCCAACAGGAUGACGCCUGUAAGAGACUCUGCAACAGGAUUGUGGUUCCUGCUGGAGCCAGAAGAACCGCAGAGCUCAUCAAGAAAGGCUAUGUGGUUGAGUGGAUCUUGGAUGGAUUGCCAGGUGCCACGACAUUUGUUUCUACUGGCACUGAGAAGAAGAUGUACUACGCUGCUGGGUUUCCCAUAGGUUUUGUUGAAGACGGAAAGACUUAUAUCCAUAACCAUGUCAUGCUCGUGAUAAGGUGGCACAAGGAAGAUGGAGACCGCAACAAAAAGACGAUAGUGGGCUUCGAAGUGUAUCCGAAGUCUGUAUCCGAUCACCAUUGCCCUGGUGCCUCCAAAAACUUCAAGAACUUCGAAAUCGACCCCACAGUUCUGGGCAAUGUCAUAAUUCCCUUCACCUAUUCUGUCUAUUGGAGAGAACAAUUCGAUCUUUCGUGGAAAGACAGAUGGAAUCUGUACUUUGCCGGUGAAGGAGAUCAGAGCAAAAUGCAUUGGUUCUCGCUGGUGAACUCCGUGGUGGUGAUCCUGUUUUUGUCUACUGUUGUUGGUGCUGUGCUCAUACGGACUCUCAGCAAAGACAUUUCUAGUGUCAGAUCUUCCAGUUAUUACAAUUCCAGAGAAUCUCACACUGUGAAAGAUCUUCCUGAUGACAUUAUUGCUGUCAAGCCCACAACGGGCUGGAGAUCGAUUGAAAAUGAUGUCUUCAUAACUCCUACUCGCCCUCUUUUGCUGUCCGUGCUAGCCGCGUCUGGGGUUCAACUGUCCAUCACCAUAGUUGCUGUGCUCUGUCUGUGUGUCUCCGGUCUUAUUGGUCCGACCCAUAGAGGAAGUAUUUUGUCAGUGGCAGUGUUUUUCUUCCUGAUCAGCGGAUUUGUUGCGGGUUUCUCUGGAGUGCAAUUCUUCAAGGUCUUCUCCACAGGAUCUCCAGAUCCAAUAAGUGAUUGGAAAAAAAUUUCAUUAUACUGUUCUUCUGCGUUGACUGUGGGAAUAUUUGGGAUCGUGUUCAUAAUGAAUCUUUUUGUGUGGGCGAAAGGUUCAACUUUUGCCCUUCCAUUCGGCACUUUCAUGGUUCUGAUCCUUGGAUGUCUGACUCUUGAACUUCCUUUGGGAAUCUUGGGUGGAUUUUUCAGCAACAAGACCAGUGUGGCAUCUUACUUGGUGUCAAAGUUCUCCAAAGCAGGAACGGGGAUACGUAUAAACCACUCCACCAACGAUAUUACGGUUCAGAAGUCCAUACCCCGCCAGCCACUUUACAAUCGCCCCUUGGUCAUGAUACCGUUGUUCGGGUUGUUCCCAUUUGGCAUGAUUUAUGUUGAGCUGAUAUAUAUUUUCAGGUCGAUGUGGCAGGAAAAGACCACUUUCUACUACAUGUACGGCUUCCUGUUCUGCACGAUGACGUUAUUGGUUGUGGUUAUUGUGGAAACCUCGAUCGUCUCGACGUUUUUGAGGCUGAACGCCAAGGACUACCAGUGGCAAUGGUCCUCCUUUUUAGUUGGUGCUUCGAUCACUUUCUACAUGAUGUUAUACUGCAUAUACUACUUCGCGGUUUAUCUUAGGAUGUCGGACAUCACUUCCAUACUGCUCUUCUUCAUAUACUCUUUUCUGGCGAACUCAGCAGUGGGGAUGGCCUGCGGUUCCAUCGGCCUGAUAAGCUCGGCCAUAUUCGUGCAUACUAUCUAUGGUGCGAUCAAAUCCGAUUGA
Molecule: messenger RNA, 1998 nt
Organism: Kuraishia capsulata CBS 1993
Lineage: Eukaryota; Fungi; Ascomycota; Pichiomycetes; Pichiales; Pichiaceae
Exons: 2
Coding region: 1-1998 (665 amino acids)
Biological process (GO): protein localization to membrane; vacuolar transport
Cellular component (GO): membrane; Golgi apparatus
Source: RefSeq, a predicted model, not a curated record